AUGGAAAAAUCUGUGGAAAUUGGUCGUGUUUCCGCGAGUGAUGUGUCUAUUAGUCAAAUAUUCAAGAGCUCAUUCGCCAGGUCUUUUGUUUCAAACUAUCACGACAACAAAAUUCUGGAUAUGGAUUAUUAUAAUGAUAGGCAUGAUAUUUCUACAUCUAGCGUCGACGAGUAUUUGGAUAAUUUACAAACGAGCCUGCAGGGCCAAGUUACGAUUAAUAACACUUCCGGCAAUGCUUCGAGCCCGGAACUAGACGAACACAAUCUCCGCAAGCAAUGCCAGGUGUUAAGUGAAGAAAAUAAGCGGUUGCAGAAUGCACUUGCUCUUCAAGAAACCUCACAGAUUGAUUCAACUUAUCUUCAGAAUCAGGUUGAUACUCUCAAAUGGCAAUUGAAACAGACUGAAUCAAGCCGGCAGAUGUACAGAUCAUUGAUGAAACAAGUGAUAAAUUUCUUGGAGCGGGCGCAAAAAAGCUGGGAUAUACUUCACGCGAGUAACAGCACCACCGGGCAGCGAAGUAAAAGUACCACACGUAAUAGCCGCAGUCAGAUAAUAUAUCCUGAGGAUUUAUCAAUUAACUCGUCAGUGCACCAGAGAUCAGUUCGCUCACCGAGUCCUACUUCUACCAGUAAAUUUAAUCGUGCAAAAUCAGUGGCGCAGAUUUCAUCAGCACAUUCAUCGGGUUUCCGUGACUUUACUUGGUCGGUGCUGAGACGCAAUGACCCCUCGCAAUCGCAAUCGUCAUCGCCAUCGGCUUCCACCGCGUCUAGAUCCAGCAAAACCGCAGAUCAUCGCUCAUAUCCACCGCAACCGAGUUUUAAUAAAUCAGAUGGUACUAUUUCGAAAUCUACAGAGAGCAAUUCUGUUGAGAAAAUUGAAAGUGAUCACAUACCACCGGAGAAAUUAUCUCAGGAAGCAUUUAGAUUGUUAAGAACCGCUGAGUCACUGUUAGCGAUGCGAGAACCCGACUUAUCAUUCUCGUCAUCAUCAUCAUCAUCAAGAAACUCAUCAUCAUCAUUAACUGCAUCGGCUGUCACCGGUGAUGAUGAAAAUACCUCUGCCUCUAUUAUAAUGGACUACACGCAGAGCCCGGACGGCAGUAAAUCCACCAACUCGAUCAACCUCGACGAUUUUUCCCGAAUCGAGGAUUGUUUAUCAAUAAACGAGCGAGAGCCAGACAAUAGACUCAGUAGUUUCCACAAGUCAAGCAUGGAUAUGUCUACUGGGAGCACGAGCACUCUGCAGCCAUUUUCAAAAAGUUUUGACUGCGCCUCCGAAGAAGAAGAGCACCAUAGUAUUAGUUUUAGCGUCAAUAUACAGAACAACAUUAAUAGUAAUGACAAAAAUAUGAGUAACAUAAUGAACGAAGUAAGACAAUGUACUUCAACGCCAAAUUCGACAGUCAACAGAAGAGCCAAGUAUAAUUCACCAGCAGCAGAGACCAAGGAUCAAAGAGACUCGAGAUUAAAAGAGAAACCUACCAGCAUUAGCAGCGCUGAAGAUGAAAGUGGUUUCUCUUCAAUGAAUUCGUUCCAAGAUGUUGGUCUUCCCCAGCUGACAGUCAGACCAGCCACACCAGUUAAACCAGCUGGAUAUCAUCACUCUGAAGUAGGGCUACCUGACGUGCCCUUGGACCGAAUUAAUCAUCGCAGGUGGUCAUCAACUCCCGCGGAAAUUCAAGCGAUGUUUCGACGUUACAAGAAUACAUAUUUAUCGAACCAGUCGUCCAACGCUGAAACUCUCAGUGUUUGGGUCUGA
Cotesia congregata is the source of this 1758-nucleotide messenger RNA. The record is from the annotation of a GenBank genome assembly. NCBI's taxonomy places the organism in Eukaryota, Metazoa, Arthropoda, Insecta, Hymenoptera, Braconidae.